Molecule: messenger RNA, 1251 nt
Organism: Calidris pugnax (ruff)
Lineage: Eukaryota; Metazoa; Chordata; Aves; Charadriiformes; Scolopacidae
Product: annexin A8-like protein 1
Exons: 13
Coding region: 81-1061 (326 amino acids)
Biological process (GO): endosome organization; endosomal transport; negative regulation of serine-type endopeptidase activity
Cellular component (GO): cytoplasm
Molecular function (GO): calcium-dependent phospholipid binding; calcium ion binding
Source: RefSeq, a predicted model, not a curated record
AAAUAUGGUUCAAAGGCACAAGAGGAAAGGGCAGGGUGAACACUGGGCUGCCAGAGCCAGGUACCAGCACUGAGACUGCAAUGGCGUGGUGGAAGGCCUGGAGUGAAGAAGAGGGCAAGGUUGUGACCGGUGCUUUAAACUUUGACCCCACGCCUGAUGCUCAGAUUCUGUACAAGGCCAUGAAAGGGCUUGGGACUGAUGAACAAGCUAUAAUUGAUGUCCUAACCAAGAGGAGCAAUAUGCAGCGUCAACAGAUUGCCAAAUCCUUCAAAGCACAGUUUGGAAAGGACCUGAUUGAAAGCCUGAAGUCUGAACUGAGUGGUGACUUUGAGAGGCUCAUGGUAGCCCUCAUGUACUCCCCGUUCAAGUAUGAUGCUAAGGAGCUCCAUGAUGCCAUGAAGGGUGCAGGAACAAGUGAAGAUGUUAUCAUAGAGAUCCUGGCAUCCCGGACAAAAGCGCAGAUCAAAGAGAUAAUCAAGGCGUACAAAGAAGAAUACGGUUCUGAUCUGGAAGACGACAUAAAAUCGGAAACAAGUGGCUACUUUGAACAGAUUCUGGUUUGCCUUCUUCAGGGUGAGAGGGACAAUGCCACCCUCUACGUGGACACAGCACAGGCUCUCCAGGAUGCAGAGACUCUCUAUGCUGCUGGGGAGAAGAUUCGGGGCACUGACGAGAUACAGUUCAUCACCAUCUUGUGCACAAGGAGUGCCACGCACUUGCUGAAAGUGUUUGAAGAAUACCAGAAACUGGCCGGUAAGAGCAUAGAAGACUCUAUCAGGAGUGAAACUAAUGGUUCACUUGAGGAUGCCAUGCUGGCUAUUGUAAAAUGCACCAGGAACAUCCGUUGCUACUUUGCAGAGAGGCUGUACCAUGCUUUAAAGGGGGCUGGCACCCGUGACGGGACUCUCAUAAGGGUGAUUGUUUCUCGAAGUGAAGUUGACCUAAACCUUAUAAAGGUUGAAUUCAAGCAGAUCGCAGGAAAAUCUCUCUCCAGUAUGAUUGUGGAUGACACCAGUGGGGAUUACAAGACAGCUUUACUCAAUCUCUGUGGCAGUGACUGACGAAAUCUAGGAGGAAGACACUGAAACGGAUACAGCGGGGAAACUAACAGUGAACAAGAGUCUGCAAAUGCACAUGUAGAAAAAUCUUUCUAUUGAUCCGAGUGGGGAUAAAAAGAAGAUUAAAUUAAUGAUCAAGGUUUCCAAAGGUCUCUGAAGGAUGUGGGUUCUCAUUACACAUUAAAAUCUAUUC